This is a messenger RNA of Gorilla gorilla gorilla (western lowland gorilla), 13034 nucleotides long. RefSeq names its product zinc finger protein 483 (gene ZNF483). Lineage: Eukaryota; Metazoa; Chordata; Mammalia; Primates; Hominidae. The record is from RefSeq and is a predicted model, not a curated record. The coding region runs from base 244 to 2481 and encodes 745 amino acids. Gene Ontology annotation, molecular function: RNA polymerase II cis-regulatory region sequence-specific DNA binding; DNA-binding transcription factor activity, RNA polymerase II-specific. Gene Ontology annotation, biological process: regulation of DNA-templated transcription. The transcript is spliced from 6 exons.
AGCGCCUCUGCGCAGGCGCAGUGGUCCCCGCAGGCUUGCGCGCGCACUCGCUGCGGGACAAGCUUCUGGAAGCUCUUUGCGGUGGCGUUGGUGCUGUUUGCGGAUGCUGAUGCAGUUUCUGCAGGACUGUAAACUGGAUUCCUGGAACCUUUGAUAUUCCUGGCUGUGUAUAGUGCCUGUUGGUGGACUGUACUGAUACUCAACUAGAGUGUGAAGGGACUGGAUUCCUGCCCCUGAGACACAAUGCAAGCUGUAGUGCCCUUGAACAAGAUGACAGCCAUCUCACCAGAACCUCAAACUCUGGCCUCGACUGAACAAAAUGAGGUCCCAAGAGUGGUUACUUCUGGGGAACAAGAAGCUAUUUUAAGAGGAAAUGCUGCUGAUGCAGAGUCUUUCAGACAGAGGUUUAGGUGGUUUUGUUACUCAGAAGUAGCUGGACCUAGGAAAGCUCUGAGUCAACUCUGGGAGCUCUGCAAUCAGUGGCUGAGACCAGACAUUCACACGAAAGAACAGAUUUUAGAGCUUCUGGUGUUUGAGCAGUUCCUGACCAUUUUGCCUGGGGAGAUCAGGAUUUGGGUAAAGUCACAACAUCCUGAGAGUAGUGAGGAAGUGGUGACCCUAAUAGAAGAUUUGACCCAGAUGCUUGAAGAAAAAGAAGAUCCAGUCUCUCAAGAUUCUACUGUUUCCCAAGAGGAGAACUCAAAAGAGGAUAAAAUGGUCACUGUUUGUCCCAAUACUGAGUCCUGUGAAUCUAUAACAUUGAAGGAUAUAGCUGUGAACUUUUCAAGAGGAGAGUGGAAGAAGCUGGAGCCUUUUCAAAAGGAGCUAUAUAAGGAAGUGCUACUGGAAAACCUCAGGAACCUAGAAUUUCUGGACUUUCCAGUUUCAAAAUUAGAGUUGAUUUCCCAGCUAAAGUGGGUUGAAUUGCCAUGGCUGCUGGAAGAAGUCUCAAAAGGCUCCCGACUAGAUGAAUCAGCUUUAGAUAAAAUAAUAGAAAGGUGCCUCAGGGAUGAUGAUCAUGGCUUGAUGGAAGAAUCCCAGCAAUAUUGUGGCAGCUCAGAGGAGGAUCACGGUAAUCAGGGAAAUUCAAAAGGAAGAGUCGCACAAAACAAAACUCUUGGGAGUGGCAGUAGGGGUAAGAAAUUUGACCCAGAUAAAAGCCCCUUUGGACAUAAUUUCAAAGAAACUUCAGACUUAAUUAAACAUCUGAGAGUCUACUUGAGGAAGAAAUCUCGGAGGUAUAAUGAAAGCAAGAAACCCUUCAGUUUUCAUUCAGACCUUGUUCUGAACCGCAAGGAGAAAACCGCCGGAGAAAAGUCACGGAAAUCUAAUGAUGGUGGGAAAGUCCUGAGUCACUCUUCAGCUCUUACUGAACAUCAGAAACGUCAGAAGAUUCAUUUGGGGGAUAGGUCCCAAAAAUGCAGUAAGUGUGGGAUAAUCUUUAUUAGAAGAUCAACUCUUUCUAGGAGAAAAACCCCUAUGUGUGAGAAAUGUCGGAAAGAUUCAUGUCAAGAAGCAGCCUUAAAUAAAGAUGAGGGAAAUGAGAGUGGAGAAAAAACUCAUAAAUGUAGUAAGUGUGGAAAAGCCUUUGGCUAUAGCGCCUCACUCACCAAACAUCGGAGAAUUCACACUGGAGAAAAACCCUAUAUGUGUAAUGAAUGUGGAAAAGCUUUUAGUGAUAGUUCAUCGCUCACGCCACAUCAUAGAACUCAUAGUGGAGAGAAACCCUUCAAAUGUGAUGACUGUGGGAAAGGUUUCACCCUAAGUGCUCACCUCAUUAAACAUCAGAGAAUUCAUACUGGAGAAAAACCUUAUAAAUGUAAAGACUGUGGGAGACCCUUUAGUGACAGUUCCUCUCUUAUUCAACAUCAGCGAAUUCAUACUGGAGAAAAACCCUAUACAUGUAGCAAUUGUGGAAAAUCCUUCAGUCAUAGCUCAUCCCUUUCCAAACAUCAGAGAAUUCAUACUGGAGAGAAACCCUAUAAAUGUGGCGAAUGUGGAAAAGCCUUUAGGCAGAAUUCAUGCCUUACCCGGCAUCAGAGAAUUCACACUGGAGAAAAACCAUAUUUGUGUAAUGAUUGCGGAAUGACUUUUAGCCAUUUUACGUCUGUGAUUUAUCAUCAAAGACUUCAUUCAGGAGAAAAACCCUACAAAUGUAACCAGUGUGAGAAAGCCUUCCCAACCCAUUCACUGCUAAGUCGUCAUCAGAGAAUUCAUACUGGUGUAAAACCUUAUAAAUGUAAAGAAUGUGGGAAGUCCUUCAGUCAGAGUUCAUCUCUUAAUGAGCACCACCGAAUUCAUACAGGAGAGAAACCCUAUGAGUGUAACUAUUGUGGUGCAACCUUUAGUCGAAGCUCAAUCCUUGUAGAACACCUAAAAAUUCAUACCGGAAGGAGAGAAUAUGAAUGUAACGAAUGUGAGAAGACAUUUAAAAGUAAUUCAGGCCUCAUUAGACAUCGGGGAUUUCACUCUGCAGAGUAAUCCUGAAACUACAUUAAAGUGGGGGGAAUUUAAUUCAAAUUGUCAGUUACUGAAACCCUGGGAUGUAAACUUACAGUAUUGAUCAGUAGCUGCAGCUUUCGUAAAUUGGCAGUUAGGAAAAAUAUUCUUUUGCCCAUUCAUCCCUCUUCUUUUCAAGGAUGGCAGCGACUGGUAAACAGUAAUUAGUUGGUAAAGUCACUGGAAAGGGAAGAAUGCAAAAUGAUUCUGAGGCCAGACGAAUUGGAAAAGCUCUUUUCUUCAGGGGAUUUCUCUCUGAUUUCUUCCACUACCAUGUAGUGUGAUGGAAAGAGAACUUGACUGCAGUCAGAUGACUUGGAUUCUGUCCCAGUUUGCCAACCAACUUGCUGUAUACACCUUGGACAAGUCAUUUGACCUUUCAGAGUUUUAUUUUCGUCACCAGCAGAAUGAAGGGAUGGGAUUAAUGAUUUUUGCCUUUUUUGGUUUUUUAGUUUUUUAUUGGUAUCCUGAUAAUCUCUGAAGCUGUGGACAUAAGUUAUUUUUUUUUAUUUGUCAUUACUUUCAAGUUUCUCUAGUAAAAAAUACCACUAUUCAGGAUGCUGGACUUCUUUUCUUUUUUUUUUCUUUUUUUUUUUCAAUUUUUCUUUUUUGGGAUGGAGUCUCACUAUGUUGCCCAGACUGGUCUUGAACUCCUGGGCUCAAGUGAUCCUUCCAUCUCAGUUUCCUGAGUAGCUGACAUUACGGGUACACUCCACCAAGCCUGGUUCCUAGGAUGCUGGACUUCUAGCUUAGUGAGAAUGCAGUAUACUUUUUGAAAACUUCGUGCAGGAAUCCCUCAAAUGCUGUAACUAGGAAUGGGUCAGUGAAGUUCAAACGACUUUUCCUUGAGGGAGUAUUUUAAUUGGACAAGGGAACUCUUUUUCUUUUGGGCAUUGGCCAACAGGACUGAGAAGCCAGAGAGCUUGCACCUGAGCCAUCUCAGGCAUGAGAGUAACAGUCCUAGGAAAAUAGAUGGGGGCUGGGGGUAAGGAAAUGUGCUGAAGACAGAGCUGUUCUGGAUGGAUUUUGGUUUGCAAAAAUUCUACUUUAAAACAAUUUUGCCUGUAGCAAGUACAUUUUUUUGCAAUUGGAUUAUAAACAUUCUGUAUGGCAACAGUUAAAAGCUGUUAUAACAAUUUGCUUGGGUGUGUGUGUGUGUGUGUGUGUGUGUGUGUGUGUGUGUGUAUGUGUAUACAUUGUUGCCACUAUCUAAAAUUAGGGCAUUUCAUACUAAAAACAAAGCUUGUCUUAAAAAAAUUAUAAGGGCUAACAACACUGGGCUUUUAUUUAUGUAAAGCACUCAGCUGGUCCUGGGUAGCAGCUGCCACCUUUUGAUGGGGAAUCAACUUUCUGACUUAGCUAGUUCUCUCAUGUAUGUAACCUGACUUUCCCACUGUAUGAAUGUUCUAUUAUAACCCCUACCAUUUGGAGAAUAGAUACCCUAAAAUCUAAAGAGACCGCACUGAUAGCAAGUAGAGUUCAGGGAAUGAAUGUAGAAUUGAUACAGAAAAAAUUUUCAGUUAAGUUUUCUUUUGUGAAAUUAGACCUCAGAGGAAUGGAAUAUACGGGUAUUGGUGGAUUAUUCCUUAUAAAUUUCAUUGGUGGAGUCUGAAUAAUAAUUUCCAACUGAAAAAGGAACUUAAGGCCCUGAAUGAGGUUUUGGCUUCAGGUCAUAGGGUUCUGGAGGAACCCCAUGGACUCAACAGUGGUCUAGAAAUAAGUUCCUAAAGUUGAAAUUGUAGGCACCUCCUAUAAAAAGAGAGCUAAACCAGAAAACUCUUGGCUUAUGGAAGUAAAGCGAUCCUUAAUGCUAAUCUUAGACUCAGGAACAUUUACUGUGACUAAUGUAUGUAGGUGUGAAAUGCUACCUCUGGGAGAAGGUUUUUGAUGCCUCCCCAACCCCAAGCCUGCAGUUUAAAUAUUGCCGUGUGAUAAAUUGGUCCGCAUAGUUAUUGCUAAGCAGACCAACGAAUCACAUCCUAGCCAUGAAAGGAAUGUUUAUUAUGAGAAUCAUUCAUAAUGGUUUUAAGUUUUUUUCUGAAAAGACAAAAAACUUGUUGUAAGUUUUGUUUUCUGAAAAAUAUAAUUUAUAGAAAGUUGAAGCAAUACGUAAAAGUCUUCAGAAGAGGCUUGUUCCAAGAUGAUUGAUUACUCUUAGACUCCCUAACAUUCAUAACAAUGUUUUAUCCCAGUAUCCAUUGGGAAUCUGGAGUAUAAACUUUUUUUUUAAAGGAAUUUAUUGAGGUACAAAUUACAUAUCAUUAAAACCAUUUCAAAUGUACAAUUCAGUGAGUUUUAGUAAAUAUGCUGAGUUGUGCAACCAUUACCAUAAUCCAUUUUUUAGAACAUCAUCCCAGCAAGAUCCAUUAUUCCAGUUUACAGUUAAUCUCCCUUCCAACCUCUAAUCCCAGGCACCCACUACUCAGUCAACUUUGUGUCUCUAGAGUUGCCUUUUUCUGUACAUUUUAUGUUAUAUGUGAUCUUUCUGUGUUUUUUUCAUUAAUGUGUUUUAAAUUCAUCCAUGUUGUAACAUACUAGUACUUUAUUCCUUUUUAUCAUAAAUUAUAUUACAUUAUGUGGAUGCUUUGUGCAUUCACUAGUUGAAGAACAUUUGAGGUUUUUCCAGUUUUUACCUGUUAGGAAUAAUGCUGCUUUGAACAUUGGUAUGCAAGUGUUUUGAACGUUAGUGUACAAGUCUUUGUGUGGACAUGUUUUCGUUUUUCUUAGGCAGAUGCCUGAGGGGAGUUGCUAGGUCAUACGGUAAAUUUUCAUUUAACUUUUUUAGGAAACUGCCAAAUUGUUUUCCAAAGUGACCACAUUAUUUUACAUUCUAACUAGUAAUGUGUGGGGCUUCCCAUUUCUCUACAGUCUUGCCAGUCAUUGUUGUCUGUUUUUUAAAAAUUAUACCCAUCCUAGCGUUUGAAAUGAUAUUCCUUUGUGGUUUUAACUUUGAUUUUCCUGAUGGCGAAUAAUGUCAAAGCAUCUUUUAUGUGCUCUUCAGCCAUUCAUGUAUCUUAGUGAAAUGUUUAUUCAGAUUUUUUGUCCAUUUAAAAUUGGAGUUUGCUGAUAUUGUGUUGUAGUCCUUUUUAUUCUGGAUAUAAGUCCUUUAUCCAAUAUGAACUUUCUAAAUACCAUGUACUAGCUACAGAGAGCAGCCUCAAACUCUGUUGGAUAAUAUUUAUCAAAGUCUUGAUUUCAGUAGUUAAGUCUGUAUAAUUGCCUGCAGGACAUUCAGUCUGGCCCAUCACCCAAAUAUUUAAAUUCACUUUUGGAUUAAGUCAGAUUAUCAAAAGGCUUUAAAUGUCUUUUGAUUCAUUAUAGGAUUGCUUUUAUGAAGAGCACUGUGACACAUUUUACUUUAAAAUGAAGUCCUUGCUUUAAAUAAUGUUUCCUCUUAAUGAGCGUGUAUAAAUUUUUUUCAUGUCACAGGACAAGGCAAGGUUUUGGUCAAUAAAGUCAUUUUAUUUAUUUUAGAAUUAUUUUUUAAUGUAGUAAAAUACAUAUAGCUUAAAAUGAACCAUUUAAACACUUUUUGGUUAUACAGCUCAGUAGCAUUUAGAUAGAUGCACAUUUUGUGCAGUCAUCACCACUAUCCAUCUCCAGAACUUUUUCAUCAUCCCAAACUGAAACUCUGUACUCCUUAAACAAUAACUCCCCAUUUUCUCCUCCUCAGGCUCCUGGUAACCACUGUUCUACUUCCUGUCUGUACAAAUUUGACUGUUCUAAUUACUUGGUAUGAAUGGAAUCAUACAAUAUUUGCCCUGUUGUGUGUGGCUUAUUCCACUUAGCAUUAUGUUUUGAAGGUUCGGCCGUGUUGUAGCACAUAUCAGAAUUUAAUUCCUUUUUAAGGCUGAAUAAUGUUCCAUUUUACUUGUAUACCACAUUUUGUUUAUCCUUUUAUCUGCCAGUGGACAUUUAAGUUGUUUCCACCAUUUUGGCUAUCAAGAAUAACAUUGCUAUAAUCAGUGGUGCUUUCUGUUCUUUCAAGUAUAUGCCUAGAAAUAGAAUUGCUGGAUCUUAUGAUGAUUCUAUAUUUAACUUCCUGAGGAAGUGCAACUACACUAUUUUAAAUUCCCACCAGCUAUGUACAAGGGUUUCAAUAUCCCCACCCUUGCUAACACUUAUUUUCUAUUUCUUUUUUAUAAUAGGCAUCCUAAUGGGUUUGGAGUGGCAUCUUAUUCUAGUUUUGUUUCGCAUUUCCCUAGUGAUUAGUGAUGUUAACUGUCUUUUUAUGUGCUUAUUGACCAUUUGUAUCUCUUCUUUGGAGAAAUGUUUAUUGAAGUCCUUUGCCCAUUUUUUAAUUGGUUUUGUUGGCGUUGUUGUUUAGUUGUAGAAGUUCUUAAUAUAUCCAGAAUAUAUAAAGAACUUUUCAGAUAAAUGAUUUGCAAAUACUUUCUUCCAUUCUGUGUGGGUUGCCUUUUCAUUCUAUUCCUAAUGCCCUUUGAAAGAAGGUUUUAAUUUUGGUGAAGUUCAAUUUUUCUAUUUUUUCUUUUGUUUCCCGUGCUUUUCUCGUCAUACCCAAGAAACCAUGGCCAAAUCCAAUGUCAUGAAGCUUUUCUCCUGUUCUAGGAGUUUUAUAGUUUCAGGUCUUAUGUUUAAGUCUUUUAACCAUUUUGAUUUUUAUGUAUGGUAAAGGGUCCAUCUUCAUUCUUUUGCAUGCGAAUAUCCAGUUUUCCCAGCCCCAUCUGUUGAAGAGACUAUCCUUUCCACAUCAUGUAUUCUUUGCACUCUUGUCAAAGAUCAUUUGACCAUAUACAUGCAUGUUUAUUUCUGGCUGUCUGCUGUGUUCCUUUGGUCUAUAUGUUUGUCUUUAUGCCAGUACCAUGCUAUUUUGAUUACUCCAGUAAUGUUUUGUAAUCAGGAUUACACUAUGUUUCCUGUAGUAUGUUUUUGAAAUGAGGAAGUGUGAGGCCUCCAGCUUUGUUCUUUCCCAAAUUGUUUUGGCUAUUCGGGGGUCCUUAAGAUUUCAAAUGAAUUUUAGGAUGGUUUGUUUGUUUUUGUGGAAAAUGGCAUGAAGAUUGGGCUUGCAUUGAAUUUGUAGAUCGCUUUGGGUAAUGUGGACAUACUAACAAUAACAAACAUUACAGUCUGUGAACCCAAGGUGUCUUUCCAUGUAUUUGUGCCAUCUUUAAUUUUUUCAGCCAUGUGUUAUAGUUGUCAUUGUACAAGUGUUUUGCCUCCUUGGUCAAGUUUAUUCUUGAGUAUUUUAUGUUUUUGAUGCUGUUGUAAAUGGGUCUUUGUUAGUGAAGCAUAACUGAGUUUUGAGUGUUGAUUUUGUAUCUUGCAACUUUGCUGAAUUUGUUCAUUAGUCAUAAUAGUUUCUUGUGAAAUUUUUGGGAUUUUUAAAUAUAAGAUUAUGGCAUCUGCAAAUAGAUAAUUUUUCCUUCUUCCUAAUUUGGAUGGCUUUAACUUGCCAAUGGCUCUAGCUGGGACUUCCAGUACUGUGUUGAAUAGAAGUAGCAAAAGCAGGCAUCUGUGCCUUUUCCUGAAAUGCUUUCUAUUUUAUAUCAUUCCGUAUGAUGUUAGCUGUGGUCUUUUCAUAUUUGACCUUUAUUAUGUUAAGGUAAUUUCCUUUUAUUGAUAAAUUCUUGUUUGAAGGACAGUUUUGCUGUAUAUAGAAUUCUCAGUUGACAGUUUUUUUUUUUUCUUUAUGCAUUAAGAGUAUAACAACGCCACAGCCUUCUGGCUUCCAAGGUUUUUGAUGAGCAAUCAACAGUCUCACUGAGGAUUUCUUUUAUGUGAUGAUUUGCUUCUCUCUUGAUGCUUUUGAGAUUCUCCUUUUGUCUUUGGAUUUCAACAGCUUGAUUAUAACUUGUCUUGGUGUCUCUGUGGGGUGAGGGUAGGAGUCAAUUGCAGUGCUUGUUGCCAUAGUUCAGAACCUGCACCGCAAAGGCCCUUCCAGUUCUGUAGAGUGGUUUAUUGCUUUAUUAUCAGUGCAAUAGAGAGUCACUGGAGGUUCUCUGUGUGUGUGAGUGUAUAAAUAAAGAUUUAAUUUUGUUUUGCUCUUUUGUUUUCCCCUCGGAAUAGUUUAUCAGAUGAGGAAUUUCUUGAUCACUGGGGAGAAAUAUCUUACAGUUCUGAAAACACACUGUCAAAAUGCUUUUCAUAAAAUGUAGCACAUUUUAGGGUUUCUCCCUUGUGUGGAAAUGUUAGUGUCUAUAAAGGUCUGAACUAAGAAAGCUUCUCUCAAGCCAGAACACAUGUGAGGUUCCUCUGCUGAAUGAAUCUUUUGGUGCUCAGUAAGUUGUGAUUUCCAAGCAAAGUGUUUUUCACCCUGAGAAAUUGGUGAGGUAUCUUUCUCUCAGAGUCUUUUUUAUGAAGUCUGAUGUUGAGAGGUUCUUCCAGGUUGGAGUUCUCAGGUCUGUCUCCCUUGUAGAUUAUCAGAGUGGGUUGAUAAUCUACAAGCUUUGCUAAACCUACCUGUAGCUCUUCUGGGGCAGUGGUCGUGGUGGUGGUGGCGGCGGCAGCAGGGUUCCCCAUUGAUUUUCUAAAUGUUUGUAGUCCUUUUGUAAAGUGGACCCUUGCCUUCUAAGGUAAUGGUGAAUGAUACAUAUUCCCUUCAUUUUUCUGCUUUGAAGCUUCAAUCUUCUUCAUUUUCUCUUUUGAUCUGUCAACACAAUCAGAACAUUUAGCUCUUUGAGCAUCUUUAAGGCAGUUGCUUUAAAGUCUGUCUAGUGAGUCAAUGUUUGGUUUUCCUCAUGUCCAUUUUUUGUUGGUUUAUUUUGUGCCUUUGAAUGGUCAAUACUUGUUUCUUUGUAUGCAUUGUGAUUGUUUUUGUUGACAACUAGACAUUUGAAUUUUAUAAUGUGGCAACUCUGGAAAUAAGAUUAUUCCUUUUUCCCCAGGGUUUAUUUUUUUGUUGUUGUUUUUUGUGUUGUGUGUUUUUUGUUUUCGUUUUUGUUUUACUGUCAUAGGCUGUCUCUGUGCUAGGGAUCAGCCUGUGUUGAAUGCCUAAAGUUGUCUCAAUUCUUUACAGAGCCUGCGUUUUUCCCUGGGCGGGAGCAAUGGCUUUCUGAAUUCACCUAGAUACACAGUUUUUUGAAUGUCCAGAAAAACAGGUGUCAUCCCUUUUUUCUCCUGGAAGCCACUUUAGCCAGUUGGGGGUUGGGAGAAUGGUAGCUUGCUUCUUUGUCUGCUCUUUCUCUGUGAUCAGAAGUAGAUAUCUGCAAUCAGAACCCUGAUAUUUGGAGGAAGUGGCUAUUAUUGUCCACCCUGGCUGCAGCAAGCUGACCCAGAAAUGUGGGGUUGUGUCUCCACAGCUGCCUGCCAUGGAGUGGGUGGGGAUGGGUAGCUGCUACUUCACUGAAGGCUGAAAUCCACCAAUGUUAACUGCAAUUUACCAGUCAGGAUUUCCCCUAGAAGCUACAAGUGUUCAGAUGGACUCACGUGCUCCCAAAAUAAUCACUUUAGGAACUUUCUGCCAAUGUAAUUAUUAUAUAGGUGGAGAGGUGGAUUCCUGGGCCACUCUAUCCAUGUCUUUGAUUUUUCCUACUUUCUUGAAGAUUUCUUCAACUUUAUCUUCCAGCUCUACUAUUAAAUGUUGUGAAUGUUUUUAUCUCUGCUGUCAUAUUUUUAUUUCCAAGUGCAUUAUCUGAUUCUUUCUUCCUUUUUUCUAAUUGGUUUUGUUUCAUAGGUGAAAUAUUUUUUCUCUGAGCAUGUUAAUUAUAGUGUCUUUCUGUGUUAUUCUGCUCCCUGCGUUAUCCCUGUUUCCUUUGAGUUGUUUUCACCUGUUUUCUGUCUCUCACACUGAAGGCUUUCCUGAAGCCUCUGGUGAUCUUUGACUAUUUAUAUUUAAGAGCAGGGCUCUAAAAAGCUGAUUGGAAGGUGUUUUAGGUACUUCAGCACCAUCCAACAGUAAUAUAAUGUGAGCCACAUAACAUAAUUUCAAAUUUUCUAGUAGCCACUUUUAGAAAAUAAAACAGGUAAAAUUAAAAAUGUAUUUUACUUCACCCAAUAUAUCCAUAAUAUUAUUUCAUCAUGUAAUCAAUGUAAAAAAGUAUUGAGACAUUUUGUUUUUUGCACUAUUUUUGAAAUCUGGUAUGUAAUGUGUUAAUCUACACACAAAAUUUUCAUUUGUAAUACGUAACUCACAUUUAGAUUUAUAAAACGUAAAGUUGAUAAGUAGAUUCACAUAGUUCUUCCAAACAUACUUUGUUGUUGUUCUAAAUAUACUUAAUUUUCCAAUAACUGAAUCAAGUAUCCAGUUUUUUUUUGUUUUUUUUUUUUGAGAUGGAGUCUCACUCUGUUGCCCAGGCUGGAGUGCAGUGGCGCCAUCUCGGCCCACUGCAACCUCCGCCUCCUGGGUUCCAGCGAUUCUCCUGCUUCAGCCUCCCCAGUAGCUGAGAUUACUGGUGCACACUGCCACGCCUGGCUAAUUAUUUUAGUAGAGGCGGGGUUUCACUGUGUUGCCCAGGCUGUUCUCCAGCUCCUAAGCCCAGGCAAUCUGCCUGUCUCGGCCUCCCAAAGUGCCGGGAUUACAGGUGUGAACCGCUGCACACAACCCCAAUUUUUUUUUAUAUUUGCAUCUACAUUAACAAAACUUUUAUUAGAAAAAUUCAUUUAAUAUCUAGGCAAAAUUAUAUCACUUUCAAAACUAUUUUUAAGUAAAUUCAGUAACAUAUCAAUUCAGUUUAUUAGCAUCAAAUUUGAUGAAGCAGUGCAUAAAUGGAAACAAAACAGUUUAUCAAUACAACAUAUCAUUCAGAUUUUGCUUAUUUUUUGCAGCCAUUUAUUACAUUUAAAAUUUUCUGCAUAUUGUCUCAUUUGAAAAAUAUGUGAGUUAUUCUGUUUUAUUUGUAUUAUGAAAUGUUUCUAUUGUAAAUAAAUUCUUUUACCUGUCUAGCCAGGUCACAAGUUUUUCCCAUUUUAGGAGCUUCAAAUUUAGCUUGUUCAUAUGCAGCGUGAUAUUAGGGAGAAAAUGUGAAUCACAGUGCUACUUUUUGUCUUUGAUUGAAUAUUUGGUAAGCAUUUCUUUUGUUUCAAGGAAAUGUUGAAUUGGAUUUUCUAGUACAGGAAAUCCUUAUAAAAUUCUUUUGUAAGUCAUCCAAGUAACAUUGGUAAAGAAACAAGAUCAUUAGAUACAUUGUCUUUUUUUUUCAGAAGUUUCAUAAACUAUCAACAUUCUAUAGCUUUUGUGCAUAUGUACUGAAGAAUUAUAACACAUGUAUCCAUGACUCAUUUCUUGGAGUCUGCUUCAGAAAAUUGAACACAAAUAUUUUCAGUAUGUAUCAUGCAAUAGAAUAAAGCAAUGAGGGAAAAGUUAUCCUCUUGCUUUAAAAUUCCAACAUGGAUGGUCUUUUGACUUAACUUAGCUGGAGUUCCAUCCUUGUGAUAGAAACUGACUUUUCUGUCUCUAACUGAAAUUCUUGGACAGAUGGAAGAUUGUCAGAAAUAUCUGCCAUGAGUUUGAGCCUUUAGGCAAUGAAUUCACAUUUCAUUGGCUUUACAUGAAUCCACGUUGUAAAUUUGGAGGUUCUUUGAGACAGAAUAUACCCAGAGUUUUCUUUGGGCAGUGUCUUAUAUCAAACAGUUCAUCUGAGGCUAAAGAAAAAUACUUGAAAUUUUUCAAAAUUUGAAUUAAUUGGUCUUUAUUAUUAAAAUAUAAAUAUUCUAUUAGCAAAAAUAUAUUCUGUUCAUGUAUAUCCAAGAGCAAAAUUGUUUAAUGGUUUCAUUGACGUUUUCAGUUUUCAUGAAUGUCUUUUAAGGUCUUUUCCUCAUAAUUUUCUAAAUACGAUAAAGUGAUAAUUUCUUCAUCUCUCCAUCUAAGGUUCUUUGUAGAUGCAUGUGUAAGAAGCUAUUUUAUAGCUUGCCAGGUUUACAAACUCAGACCCUUUUAAAAGUUGUUUAAAUUGUUUUGUUAGAAAUUUCACUCGCAGUUCAUAUGAGUAAUUUUGUGUAUUCUUUUUUGACUUACACUCACUAAAUGGUUGCUAAAAAUUACAUGUCUUAAAUAUUGUCUUAAGUAUUAUCUACUAUGUAUCUUUAACACUUUUGAAUAGAACAAACAGCUUUUCCAUUUUGCUCUGCUGCAGUAAAUUGCAAUUGCCAUUCAUCAUUAAAUGUGCACUAUAUUGUCUCUAGUCUUUUUUCUUGACUAUGCCAGUUGUAGUACCAGCUUCUAUAUCUGCACUGAAUUCUGCCUCAGUAAUAUGCCUUUGUUUAAAAUUUAAAUAUUUUUUCAUUUUUUUAACCUAGAAAAUAAUUAUAAUGAAAAUAUUGAGUAUCUCAUUUUAGGAUUCUGAUUUACAUAGGUAUCACUGUAACUUGUGCUGUUUGCAUAGGUAUACUCUAUCUUGUGCUAUCUGCAUAAAAUAUCCAAGUAAACACAUUGUGAUUUUACAUCCGUGCAUAGAAAAAAAAAUCAUCUGAACUCAAAUCAAUCUGUUGAUACUGACUAGAUUGGUGACGUGUUUAUGUGUAACACUAGUGAUAAUGCACGUUCCUGUACAAGCAUUAUAAUACAACAGUGUCCUAUGCAAUGCAGUGGUUAAAGUGAAUUGUAGUUCUAUCAAAAUAAAGAUACGUUUAGUGGAAAA